This is a messenger RNA of Microbotryum saponariae, 4586 nucleotides long. NCBI's taxonomy places the organism in Eukaryota, Fungi, Basidiomycota, Microbotryomycetes, Microbotryales, Microbotryaceae. The record is from the annotation of a GenBank genome assembly.
AUGACCACGACACCACCCCUCGCGACGGGUGCCAACCCUCCGAUUCCCGCCGAACAGCUCGCCGCACUUACAUCGCUGCUGUCGGGUCUCACCGCUGCCGCUUCCGGCACUGCCACACCCGCCACGACGUCCGGCACCACUCGCACUGCCUUUCCAAAGCACGCACGCUUGGAUGGUGCGAAGACCUUCGCGAACUGGACACGCCAACUUCGCCUGUGCCUAGCGGACGACAUCCGCUCGUACGUCCUCGACGGUAUCGCACCCGACGACUGGACACCUUCGCAACGCUCCGCUCGCGACGCCGUCGCUCGUGAGGUCCUUGCGAAUUCGAUUGACUCGGCCGAAGUCUCGGCAGUCCUCGACAAAAUCCCUACCGCCGACCUGACAGCGCCGACAAUCUACUCGACGCUGAAAUCGCGGUACGCCCCUGACGACGCCACCCGCACGCUCGAGCUCUUCUCACGACUCUGGGGUUUCCGUCCCAUGCCCGGCACGGUUGCCGAAUUCGACGGGUGGAUCAUGGACUUCAAAGCCGUUGCGCAAGAGAUCAUCGACACAAAGACAACUAUCAAUGAUGUUCUCGCCACACUCCUCCUUGCAAUCGCCCACCCGUCCCUCGAGAGCUUCAAGGCGUCGUUCACCGAUGAACAGCGCACGCAACGAACUCUCCCCGACAUUGAUUCGCUUGCCGACCGUAUGCGAGUCCAACUUCGGUCAACGAACAUCCCCAGCACUCAAUCGGCCCUUCUUGCCUCGUCGUCGUCACGUUCUACUCGUCUCAAGUGUCUCGCCUGUCGCAGCCCUUCGCACCGAGUCGCGGAGUGCCCUACGAGGGCGCAACACCCGCCGCCAGGACCCUGUCGCUCCUGCAAGAAGAAGGAUCACUGGUCUCUCGACUGCAAGAAGGCGCUCGAGGACGGCAAAAAGCCCGACACCGCUGACUCGACCGUCGACUCGCAACACCAUGUCGGAUGUCUCGCCACCGGUCUUCUCGCUCGUCGUCGCCAGCUUCGCAACCACUCUUUUGUCGUCGACUCGGGCGCCACUUCGCACAUGGUCUCGGACAAGUCGCUGUUCACGACCUAUCGCCAUAUCGCUCCUACGAAGAUUGGUGGUAUUGCAGGGGGCAUCAACGCCAUCGGAACGGGAAACAUCGCCUUCAUUGCCGCCUCGGGUCAUCCGAUCACGCUUACCGGCGUGCUGCACACUCCGGGCCUGUUUGUCAAUCUUCUCUCGGUCUCUCGACUUUGCGACACCGACGAUGUCCGUGUCGCCUUCACAAAACACGGCAUCCACAUUGACAAGGACGGCAACGACAUCGCUGAAGGCGCACGACUCGACGAAGGGCUCUACUUGCUGGACGCUGAUCAUUCCAAAUGUCAGCACCUUGCUCUCCUUUCUCGCUCACAGUCGUCCGUGCCCCUGCUGACUCUCCAUCGCUGCCUCGGCCAUCUCGCACCGUCCUCCAUACAGAAGAUGGUUGCCGCUGGUUUGCUGGAGGGUCUCAGGGCCGGAUAUAGUGACGAAGAGGUAGAGAAGUUUGUCUGCAAUGCUUGCCUCAGCGCAAAGGGCCAUCGUCUUCCCUUUCCCGAUUCGGAUUCGCACUCCUCAGAGAGACUCGGCCUUGUACACAGCGAUGUGCUUUCCUUCCCCGAGCGGUCCUUGACUGGCAAACGUUACCUGGUCACAUUCCUUGACGAUUACUCGCGCAAACUCUGGGCCUACGCAAUCGGACACAAAAGCGAAGUCUUCGGCAUAUUCAAAACUUGGCUAGCCGAGGUUGAACUCGAGACGGGUGCGACGCUGAAGGUCCUCCGAACCGACAACGGUGGCGAAUACUGUUCGAGAGCGUUCACAGAGUUCUGCAAGACACGAGGCACCCGUCGACAAUACUCUAUCCCACGCACGCCUCAACAGAACGGUCGUGCAGAGCGGGUCAAUCGUUCCAUUGUCGAAGGCGUCCUUGCCCUCCUUGUCGACGCCCACCUACCCAAGACAUUCUGGGAGGAGGCUGCAGCUUAUUUCGUUUACUGCAAGAACCUGUGUCAACACGCGGCCCUGGACAAGGCAACACCAAACUCCGUCUGGCAGGGUGACCACACCACUGCCUCGGCGCUUCACCCGUUCGGCUGUACAGCUUGGCUUACGGUCGCGCCCGAACUUCGCUCCAAACUCGACCCGAAGGCGGUUCGCGUUUUUUUCACCGGCUACGACCUGGCUUCAAAAGCCUUUCGCUUCUACGACACUACAACACAGAAGAUUAUACUUGGCAGAAAUGCCACGUUCCUCGACACUGAAUUCCCCGGAUUACAUGGCGACCCCACUGAGCAAGACGGCGACACGCACUUCGCCAGCGCUCCCACCACCGAAUCUCAAACCGUUGUCAAGACAUGGACCCCACUAGUAAGGUCGGCGCACAUGGACGUCUCAUCCCCCUUGAUGAUUCUGCCAUGAGCGCCGUUGACGUGGCCCCAGGGUACACUGGCGGAACCUUACUUAACUUCACAGAUGCCGAAUCGUCCUCGUCACCGUCGCCUGCGUCGCCCUCAUCACCGUCGUCUGCGCCAUCGCCUGCACUUUCACCAUCGUCGGCUGCGUCAUCGUCACCCUCGGCCUUACCGACCGACUCUGAAGACUCCGCCGAUCCCCUCGACCUCCUCGGCUCACAGCCCCAGGUUCGCCUCGAUCUACAGGACGUGCACCACCCAGACUUCAGCACGUACCGCGAGCCCGCAUCGGCUGAGGAGUCGCCCGACGAACUCGACCUCAUUGGGCGCCACUCUCGCGACGAAUCUCCGGACGAAAUCGAUUUCCUCACCCGACACCACCGCGCCUUCAUCGCCAUCGACGACGACACCUCUGACACAGAGGCAAUUCAGCCAGUCAAGUCCAUCACGAGCGACCCACAGACCUGGCGCGAGGCGAUGUCUAGCGACAAGCGUGAAGUAUGGGCCAAAGCCGCCACCGACGAGUUCACCUCCAUGCGCGACGACUUCAAGGUCUUCACCAUCGAGGACCGAGCCACGGUGCCCGCGGGUGCGACUAUCGUUACAUCCAAGUUCGUCUGGAAAACGAAACGGAACGCACUCGGCGAAGUCACUGGACACAAGGCAAGGCUGGUCGCGCAAGGCAAUCGGCAACGCGACGGCAUCGACUUCAACGAAACGUUCGCACCGGUCGCACGCUUCUCCUCGAUACGCUCACUCCUCGCGCUGGCGGCCGCCAACGGCUUGCACGUGCACCAGGCGGACAUCGACAAAGCAUAUCUGCAUGGCGACCUUGACCACGACAUCUGGAUGACGGCACCGCGCGGCUUCGACCUUCCCAGCGACAAGGUGCUUCGCCUGCGACGCUCCAUCUACGGGCUCAAACAGGCUGGCCGAAUCUGGAAUCGACACAUCGACGCUUCGCUUCGGGCCCUCGGUUACACGGCGACGGGCACCGACCACUGCGUAUACUCUUGGCUCGAUGAUCGUCAAUGUCCACACUACAUCGCACUGUACGUCGACGACCUCCUGAUGAUCAGCCCGGAACUGGCCGAAAUCGAACGUGUCAUCUCAGGCCUGGACCAACGCUACGGAGUCAAGCGCCUCGGCCCGGCCGAGUAUAUCCUCGGCAUCCAGAUCAGGCGGUUCGACGACGGCUCUAUCGCCCUAUCCCAGGAACGGUACAUCAUGGACGUGCUCGCUCGGUUCCACUUCGACACCACGACUCGCGGCACUACAGUUCCGAUGACUCCCGGCCUUUCGCUCACUGCUAUCCCGGGUCAAGGCACCGAACGGAUCAGGUCAUGGUAUCUGCAGGCUAUCGGCUCGCUCCUCUACAUUUCGCUCGGUACCCGCCCUGACAUCGCCUUCGCCGUGUCCUACCUGGCCCGCUUCGCCAACAACCCCGGUCGUCGUCAUUGGAUUGCGGUCAAGCACAUCCUACGCUAUCUCCGGGCCACGUAUCGCAACGAACUCGUGUAUGCUCGCGGCCAGGCUCGCAUCACGGGUGUGGUAGGCUACUCCGACGCGAACUGGGGGGCCUGCAUCGACACAUCGGUGUCCACCAUGGGCUACGUCUUCUACAUCGCUGGCUCGGCCGUGUCCUGGUCGUCCAAACGCCAGUCUCGAGUUGCCGAUUCGACCACCGACGCUGAAUACCUCGCCCUCUCGCAUGCUGGCAAGGAAGGGAUUUACCUCAGUCAGCUGCUCGAAGAGCUCCAUGUACAACCUGUUGCACCGGCUCACAUCUUUACUGACAACGAAGCCGCUGCUGCAGUUGCUCACGAUCCUGUCCGCGUCUCUGGCACUCGGCACAUACGCUUGCGUGAGCACUUCGUUCGGGACAUGGUGAAUCGGGGCGACAUCUCUCUCUCGCAUGUGGGUACCAGCGACAUGGUGGCCGACAUCUUCACCAAGGCUCUCGGCCCAAAGGUCUUCUCAACGCACUGCUACGCCCUCGGCCUUCGCACUCGACACCCGCGGCUUGGGUCUGCCUCGCAUUCGCGUGGGGGGGGGUGUGAAGAGUCCACUCUCAGCUCGACAGGGGCGCCUCGGUCGUUGCGCGCACUUGCUAGCCCGCCCCCGGCGGUGGGGACUUAG